ACUCCAGGGAAGCUAUUUGUUCGUGUAAAGUAAGACAACCAGGAAAAAUAUUUGCGCUAUUUUCCACUAUGACAGUCAUGACUGUUACUAUGCCACCUGGCACCUCCACUCGUGUUGCCACCGCGAUGUCUUAACAAUAUAGCGAGGGUGAAAGUGCAUCCCCUAGCCAACAUCGAGGGUCCGAGGCCACUGUGACAACACAGCCUCAUAGGGAAUAAGCUCUUGACUGGAGGAAAAUAGUUAAGCAAGGUUGCACAGGAAAGUUGUACUUGUGCCUGGCAUGUGCACUAUCAUUUUAUGCUUUAUAUACAGAUCACCUAGUUGCCAUUGGUGAAAGGAUAAUCGUAGCAGUAACGAGUUUACCAAAGAGUGUUUUGUGGCGAGUGACAUUUGGUGGUGAACCUUAAAGUGAAAAACAAACCCGAUAGAUUGAGUGGAGCAGCUUCUCCAUCACUAGUGUUGUUAUGCCGUCAUUCAACGCGCAUUUCUCGAGGUGACCUUACCAACUUGGGGAGGACAGCGAAAUUAUACGCCGUCGGAAGCCAUAAAAGAGAUCUGGUGAGGCACCAUGGCACACGCCAGCUACUCCCCGUCACGCAUCAGGGGACUGUCGGUGCGGGACAUUCGCUUCCCCACCUCCCUGGAGCUCGACGGAUCCGACGCUAUUCAUCCCGACCCUGACUACUCGUGUGCUUACGUCAUCCUGUACACUGAUACCACCUUCAAGGGACACGGCAUCGCCUUCACUAUUGGAAGAGGAAAUGAGCUAGUGGUGGCGGCGGUAAAGUCUCUGUCGCACGUGGUGGUUGGAAAGUCACUCCGAAAUAUCUUCGACGACUUCGCUGGCACCUGGCGGGCCCUCACUUCAGAGUCACAGAUGAGAUGGGUAGGGCCAGAGAAGGGUGUCAUUCACUUGGCUGUGGCAGCCAUUACCAAUGCUCUGUGGGACCUGUGGGCACGCAUCGAGCACAAACCACUAUGGAAGCUGCUUGCCGAUAUGGAGCCUGAGAAACUGGUGUCCACUAUUGAUUUCAGAUACAUCGGUGAUGUUCUGAAGAAAGAGGAGGCAAUACAGAUGCUCAAAGACAUGCAAUCAGGGAAGGAGAUGAGAGAAGAGAGAAUAUUGUCGCGAGGUUAUCCUGCCUAUACCACGAGUGCAGGUUGGCUGGGCUACAGUGAGGAGAAGAUCGAACGGUUGCUGAAAGAAUUCAUGUCGCAAGGCUGGAGGCACUUCAAGAUCAAGGUGGGCCAAGACCUUGAAGACGACAAGCGGAGAUGCAAGAUUGUUCGCAAAAUCAUAGGCGACGAGAGAACACUGAUGGUGGAUGCCAACCAGAAGUGGGAUGUGGACCAAGCCAUCGAGUGGAUGAAGGAGUUGGCGCCCUACAAACCCUUGUGGAUCGAAGAGCCUACAAGUCCUGAUGACAUCUUGGGUCACAAUACUAUUGCCAAGGCUCUCAGACCGCUCGGUAUUGGUGUGGCAACCGGAGAGAUGUGUCACAACAGAGUGGUCUUCAAGCAGCUGCUGCAGGCUGGCGCUAUCGACUUCUGUCAGAUUGAUGCCUGCCGGAUGGGUGGCGUGAACGAGGUCCUUUCCGUGUACCUCAUGGCAAAGAAGUUCAAUGUUCCCGUGUGCCCUCACGCCGGCGGGGUCGGCCUAUGCGAGAUGGUUCAACACCUCCAAAUGUGGGACUACGUGAGUGUGUCCGGCACUACCAAAAACCGCAUGAUUGAGUACGUGGGGAUUCUCUCCGAGCAUUUCAAAAAUCCCAGAAGAAUCAAUAGAUGCCACUACAUCGCCCCGAAGGUUCCUGGUUACAGCGUCGAGAUGUGGGAGAAAUCUCUGCUGGACUACGAGUAUCCUUAUGGCCCAAUGUGGAAGAAACUGUUCCUCGACGGCAAAUACCGAGACCCUCAGACCAGCCCGCCUCCAUGGGUGGAACGUCGCCUCUCCGGAGACAUCGUCAUGCGCUAAACACGAACAGACGACAGCCUUUGGCUAAUUGAUGCCGGAUUCCCCCUACACCUAAUUCAAAUAAAACUAAGUAAAAAGGGCUUGAUCACUCGAUUUUGACACACACACACACACACACACACACGUAAUCAUACAACAUAUUUGUCUGGUUUUCUGUGAUAUCAGCAGCUUUCUUUCCGCUGCCGUGUGUUUGUGUGUGUGUGUGUGUGUGUGUGUGUGUGUGUGUGUGUGUGUGUGUGUGUGUGUGUGUGUGUGUGUGUGUGUGUGUGUGUGUGUGUGUGUGUGUGUUUAAUAGAUAUCUGUACUGCCACAAUGCUCACACAACAGAACAGGAAUGUUGGAGUGGAAAACCAAGAGCUAGUCAGGAUUAUAUAUACUUAGGUACGUGAAAAUAACAGAUGAAAGGUGUGUGUACUUAUAUUGAGGCAGAAAAGUGACAUGCCUGCCUGUGUAGCCUUGAAAUAUUGCAUAACGCACUAAUUUGUAAAUACAUAGUAAAGUUUUAUUAUAGUUGUAUACGGUGCUCAUAAUUGCUUUCGACAUUGCAGAUAAUGACAAGCUGCACUUUCGUCUUGUUCAUGUGAAUUCUUAUUGGGGUAGCUCUUAUUUUGCAGCGACAAAUAAAGGCACGCAAUAAAAGGAAA
Molecule: messenger RNA, 2619 nt
Organism: Portunus trituberculatus (swimming crab)
Lineage: Eukaryota; Metazoa; Arthropoda; Malacostraca; Decapoda; Portunidae
Product: mitochondrial enolase superfamily member 1-like
Exons: 11
Coding region: 569-1975 (468 amino acids)
Biological process (GO): amino acid catabolic process; carbohydrate catabolic process
Molecular function (GO): magnesium ion binding; L-fuconate dehydratase activity
Source: RefSeq, a predicted model, not a curated record